Messenger RNA from Vigna radiata var. radiata (mung bean), 1119 nucleotides. Its product is annotated as RING-H2 finger protein ATL78. Gene Ontology annotation, biological process: protein ubiquitination. NCBI's taxonomy places the organism in Eukaryota, Viridiplantae, Streptophyta, Magnoliopsida, Fabales, Fabaceae. The transcript has a single exon. The coding region runs from base 313 to 984 and encodes 223 amino acids. Gene Ontology annotation, molecular function: transferase activity. The record is from RefSeq and is a predicted model, not a curated record.
GUGCUGCGUGUAAGGUGGGAUUGAAAUUGAAUGGGACCAUCUUGAUUGUGAAAGCCAAUCAAAAAAGGUUCACAGUGAGUGGAGGAUCCUUGUGCUAAGACAUCUAUCUAUCUAUCUAUCUAUAUGCAAGAGGCAACAACAACUGAUUAAAGACAAAGAUAAAAACCCUUCAACCCUUGGGAAUAUUCUAAUUUACCAAGCCAAAAAAACAAUACUUUCACAUUCCAAUCAAUGGUAGGCACCAUGUGAACUUACUUCCCUAUAUAUAAUUCCCAUAGCCAACCAACCUCAAGAACACCACCUUCAACUAAAAUGUAUUCUUCUGCUACUUUCUUUCCUUUACUCCUCCAUGACCUUCAAAACUUCCACUCAAGAAGGUUGCUACUUCACUCCCCACUCAACCAAUCAGCCAAGCCCCCAGCAACCCCCCACGAUUCCACAGAAACAUAUCUAGGAGACGGAAAUUUCGAUGCAAAUGUUGUGAUGGUACUCUCAGUCUUACUCUGUGCACUCAUCUGCUCCUUGGGUUUGAACUCCAUCAUCAGGUGUGCACUAAGGUGUUCCAAUUUCGUAGUGAGUGACUCAGUGGCAACCAACAGCCCUCCAGCGAGAGUUGCCAACACAGGAGUGAAGAAGAAAGCCCUCAAGACUUUCCCCACAGUUACUUACUCGGCUGAGCUGAACCUCCCGAGUUUGGACUCAGAGUGUGUGAUAUGUUUGUCAGAGUUCACAAGUGGUGAAAAGGUUCGCAUUUUGCCAAAGUGCAACCACGGAUUCCACGUACGCUGCAUUGACAUGUGGCUUAGUUCACACUCUUCAUGCCCCAAAUGCAGACACUGCCUAAUCGAGACUUGCCAAAAGAUUGUUGGCUGCACUCAGCAAGCUAGCUCCUCUCAACAACCCAUCUUGCAGGUCCCAGAAACCAUUCUCACCAUUACGCCACUGGACCCAGAAGCUUUGGUGCGUAACUAUAGGGAACUUUAGUGCUUAUUGCUUAAUCACAUAACACUUUCACUUGAUUGGACCCUGGUCAGCCAUAAUUGGUUAAGACCACUCAAUCAUAAUUAAUCUAGUGCUUAAUCAUUAAUGUAUAUAAUUAAUCUCCUUUCGAAGUUCUCA